AUGGUUGAAGAUACCCCGGAGUCUUGGGACUUGAAGUGCGUUGCGUCGACGGGCGACACAGGAGACUAUUUCCACCAUCCUGGAAACGUAUUUCUGAAGCAAAAUCUAGCUGACUGUGGAGAGCCUAACAAGGUAGAACAGACCGCUUCAAAUUACUUUACAUCUGCAGACUGGGCCGCAGACGGGACCACUAUCAUCACAAACUCUGCAGACAACCACCUUCGAACUUUCGUACUAGGCUGUGAGGCUCACCUCUUGAGUAGGCCUCCUAAUUUGCUCGAGAAAAGCGCCCUCCCUCAUACAGUCACUGCUUACCAUACUAUUGCUUCCAAAGAACCCGUCUAUUCAGUCGCUCUUUAUCCAUUUUUCUCACUCCAAGAUACCUCGACGGCAAUAAUUCUAUCAUCAAUUCGGGAUCACCCUAUUAGAUUAAAUUCGGCACUGUACCCGGGACAAGUCGCAUCGUACAGCCUGAUAUCUCCUACAACAGAAGCUUUCAUCACUCCGCAUAGCAUACUCUAUCCUACGAGUUUUAAUGGUACCCAUUUCCUCACUGGGUCCGACAGCCUGAUUUGUUUAUUUGACAUAUCACGUCCCGGGAAAGACGGUCCAAUCUCAAGAAUGCCUACCAUCCCUAGCAAGCGAAACAAAAAGGUUGGAGGGGGAGUUGGGAUGAAAGGAAUCAUUUCGACCCUAGCUGAUAACCCUUCUGGCGACGGUAUAGUCGCAGCAGGCACGUUCACGAGACAUAUUGGCCUCUAUGCUGCACAUGGUACUGGCGAAACUAUUGCGACAUUUAGCGUUGGAAGCACUGAAGCAGAGCGGCGAAUUGGAGGGAAAGGUAUUACCCAAGUUCUCUGGAGCCCCUGCGGCAGGUACUUGUAUGUCUCGGAAAGGAAAAGCGAUGGAAUGUUGAUAUAUGAUAUUCGAGUCACUGGCAAACUAGUUGCUUGGUUGAGCGGCAGGAAAGCGAUGACCAACCAGCGAUUGAAAGCCGAUAUUACUAAUGGCAAUAAUCCGAUGAGUCAUGAGAUUUGGGCUGGUGGCACGGAUGGAUUUAUCCGCAUGUGGGAAAGCCCGACAAAUUUUGAAGGAGAAAUUCACCCGACUUGGGAACGGAAAAUUCAUGACGGUAAAUACCUCCCUUUAUUUUCGCAAAUAAAGCUAAUAAUGCUUCGAGACCCCAUCUCGAGUGCGGUUUUUCACCAAACAGGGACUAUUUUGGCGACUUGUUCAGGUCAAAAACGUUAUCUCCAAGAGGAUGAUGGCGGAGAGGAAGCUGAUGAGAACGGGGGCUCCGAUUCCCCUCUGUCCUACUUCCCGCCCUAUAAAAUCGAUAAUAGUCUAAAGAUAUGGCAGUUAUAG
Molecule: messenger RNA, 1365 nt
Organism: Uncinocarpus reesii 1704
Lineage: Eukaryota; Fungi; Ascomycota; Eurotiomycetes; Onygenales; Onygenaceae
Exons: 3
Coding region: 1-1365 (454 amino acids)
Molecular function (GO): protein binding
Source: RefSeq, a predicted model, not a curated record